AUGAGCAUUAAAUUAAAUUCAGGACACGAAAUGCCAAUUGUUGGCUUUGGAUGUUGGAAAGUCACCAACGAGACUGCUGCCGACCAAAUCUACAAUGCAAUUAAAGUUGGCUACAGAUUAUUCGAUGGUGCUCAAGAUUACGGCAAUGAAAAAGAAGUUGGUGAAGGAAUCAAUCGUGCUAUUGAUGAAGGACUUGUUUCACGUGAUGAAUUAUUUGUUGUAUCCAAAUUAUGGAACAACUACCAUGAUCCUAAAAAUGUUGAAACUGCAUUAAACAAGACCUUGUCUGAUUUGAAUUUGGAGUAUCUUGAUUUAUUCUUGAUUCAUUUCCCCAUUGCAUUCAAAUUUGUCCCCAUUGAAGAGAAAUAUCCACCUGGAUUUUACUGUGGUGAUGGUGAUAAAUUUCAUUAUGAAAAUGUUCCUUUGUUGGAUACUUGGAGAGCUUUGGAAUCCUUGGUGCAAAAGGGAAAAAUCAGAUCCAUUGGUAUUUCCAAUUUCAAUGGUGGGUUGAUUUACGAUUUAGUACGCGGUGCCAAGAUUAAACCUGCUGUUUUGCAAAUUGAACACCAUCCAUACUUACAACAACCAAGAUUGAUUGAAUUUGUUCAAUCUCAAGGAAUUGCCAUCACUGGUUAUUCUUCAUUUGGACCUCAAUCAUUUUUGGAAUUGGAAAGUAAAAAGGCAUUGGAUACACCAACUUUGUUUGAUCAUGAAACUAUCAAGUCCAUUGCUUCCAAACAUAAGAAAUCACUGGCUCAAGUGUUGUUAAGAUGGGCUACUCAAAGAGGUAUUGCCGUGAUUCCAAAAUCAAACAAUCCUGAUCGUUUGGCGCAAAACUUGAAUGUUAAUGAUUUCGAGUUGAGUAAAGAGGAUUUGGAGGCAAUCAACAAGUUGGAUAAAGGGUUGAGGUUUAAUGACCCUUGGGAUUGGGAUCACAUUCCAAUCUUUGUCUAG
Messenger RNA from Lodderomyces parapsilosis, 954 nucleotides. It is a transcript of the gene GRE3, whose product is annotated as trifunctional aldehyde reductase/xylose reductase/glucose 1-dehydrogenase (NADP(+)). The transcript has a single exon. Lineage: Eukaryota; Fungi; Ascomycota; Pichiomycetes; Serinales; Debaryomycetaceae. Gene Ontology annotation, cellular component: cytosol. Bases 1 to 954 code for a protein of 317 amino acids. The record is from RefSeq and is a predicted model, not a curated record. Gene Ontology annotation, molecular function: D-xylose reductase (NADPH) activity.